UGUUGAAUAGUUUUGAAGUAAUCGUAUGAGGGUCUGAUGUAAUGUAGCGUCAGUCAAACAAUGUUUAUUAAGAGAGUGGGAUACUCGUGAUGCAUUUAGGAAGUACACGAUAAAGUAAUUGGGUAGGUGUAGUACAAGGGUAGUGUGAUGUGGCCAAGCAGGUUAGGGCGAGGAUGGAAGGUAGCGCGGCAGGGGAGGGCGCUGCCAGGAGCGUAGGGCGCGCGGAGCAAUGGAUUGCUGCAACUACGGCGAAUACCGCGGGCACGGACAGUACGGUAGCGGCGCGAGCGCAGGUUGGGACGGUUACGGACCGUACGCGCCGCUGCCGUACGCGCCGUACGCUCACGGCUACUACGCGCCGCCCGCGCACGAUGCCUACGCCCGUUACUACCGCUACGACUACCCUGCUCACCACCUGCACCACGCUGAGCAUGUCAUGCCCAUGGACUACGGUGCUUACGCGGCAAAGGAGGCGCGCGUGCGGCGCGCUUUGGCUCGUAGGGAGCAGCGCGCACUCACUCCCGCAUUACAACUGCCGCAUCCGCCCACGCCACCUCUAGAAUGUGGGCUGAACGGACGCGGCUCUGGUUAUUGCGAGACGCAGAUGUGGCCUCACUAUCAGAUGGGUGUUGUGAGCGGUGGCGGGAGUUGGAGUGGCGCCAACGCAGUCAACGGCACGUGGUCCUUGCGCAACACGUGCUCACGUGAAAAUAUGCGUUAUCCCUCUGACUGCCGUUCUAUAAAGGGCCCUCACAUUUAUGCUCAAAAUCCAGCAUGUAUACAAGAUGGAAGAUCGACACCUUAUCGGCCAUACGAUGAGACUUCUUACAGCGGAGAAAAUGGCAUCAGGCACGGAAACACGCCCGAGUUUUCCACAACGAGAGCCGUGCCUCCAGAAACGCCCCGAUCUGCACGGGAUCGUUUCUACGCUGAACCACGGCGAUCGCCACCCGAAGAGAAACGGCCACCAGUAGUGCCCUUGCCCGCCUUUCAGCAAGCAUUUGGCUCGACCGAAAUAGGAAAAUUUGCGGAAGCAUUCAGUCGCACAGAGGUGGCUUUAGAGGAUGUCACUAGCGAUAAUUUUUCUUACGAGUCUUUCUCCGACUGGGAUGUACCAUCAGAACCGCAGUGGUCGUUGCAACCGACAUCGCGGGAAAUCAAGUGUGAAGAUAACUUUUAGUUGUCUACACUUUAGCUCUAAUUAUAGGCGAUUUCGCCACUUAGCUAAUUAGACAAUUUUUAGUUCCACCACCAUGUUGCCAAAAUGACGUAGUCACGAUGGAAGUUUGAUGUCAUAGAACUUUAGAAUGUGAUAAAAUCGUUAGUGUGCGAUCAUGAAUCGACGGGAGGAGUAGUGGUGUGACAUUAUAAAUUCAUAUAUACAUUAUAAGUAGAAUAUUAAUUAUCUAGUUAAUCCCUUUAACUAGUUUUAGACCGACCUUAAAAGGAAGAGUAACAAUUUUAUUAAGGGAUAUGCGAAUGUUAGGUACUACAUUGCAUAGAAUAACAAUAUGAAUCAUGACUCAAUGUGCCUUUAUUCGGAGAGCCCGGCCGCAGAACGCGCGGCGUCGAUGCCCCAAACCGCUCCGCGUUAAUAUGGACAGCAUAAAAUUACAAUAGCAAUUAUAGGGACCAACGUUUAGACAAAUAUAUACACGAUUUUGUCGCGAGCAUAAAUCGAUGCGCAAUAAGCCUAACGAAAUUUCUGCAAAUUAUUGUAUCAGAAACAAUAUCUACGAGUACAGUUACUUCAGUACCGUAGUAUUUCAUUUUAAGAAAUGAAAGUUCAUCAAGUAAUUGUAUCAUUUAAUAAUAAUGUCAAAUGAGAUCUGCAAUAUUUAAAUCAAAAUAAUUUAAAACAGUUAAUAAUAUUUUAUUAUUUUUUGAAUAAUUGAAUAAUGUUUCAAACAGUAUCGUCUUUUCAAAGUAAACAUUUACUAUGUAUUUUCGUAAGUACCUGAUACGUUAAUAAAAUAAGUUUAAAAGUAAUACUAUAAUAUAAUAAAAUUUUCUGACUAUAAGACCAAUAAAUAAUUUGGUUACGAAAAUAUAUCAAGGGGCACAAUGGACGUCGCGCGGAAUUAUAUUAACAUUUGAACAUGAAAUUUUUCAGGAAGUAAUGAAACAAGUCAUGUAUGUAGGUAUAUUUAGGUAGUUAAAUUUGAUAAAAUUUUUAAAGAGAUUACUUAUGAAUAAAUGGCUUUUUAAUUAAAUAUUAGGGGUCCAACAACGUCGAUGUAAAGUGUUUGUUGUGGUUUUAUUUCUCACGUCAUAGACAUUGCGCCAACUAAACAUGAAAAACUGGAUAGGUAUGAAAUUAACUUUUUUUGUUAUUAAAUUGGAUCUGUGUUGAAAUAAUGUUAUCUUGGUUGUUUUUUUGUACAAAUAAUAUGACAAGAGUAUGUUAUUCUAAAUAGAUGGAUUAACUAUACGUUUCUAUUAGUUGUGUCUGUGAUAAAAAUUAUUUUGUAGGACAUUAAAUCGAAUCAAAUGUUUAAUUUUUCCUUUAGUCUUUAAGUUUGUGCCAAUGUUACUAAACCGAUAUAAACUAUAAUAAUAAGUUGUAAAAUUUUAACACAAAAGCAUAUAACCACUUACAUCGUUACCCACACUGAAAUUAAAGCGUAAUAUUAUUCACAUGAACACAUUAUGAACCUAUUCACAACGAAUUUUCUUCGGCAGAGCAAUAUUUAAUUUCUUUAUGCAAUAAUUUUUAAAACUCAAAAGCUAAUAAAUAAAUUCAUCACUUGCCUCAAUUUAAUAAUUAUAAUAUUGAUGUAUAAACUCGUUUAUAGUUAAAAUUCAAGUCUUUCAAUCGGCGACGUAAGUAAUUGUUUGAGCUUUUAAUUAAAUGAUGAUGUCUUAUAAAUGUCCGGUGCGUGUUAAUUACCAGUAACUUCCAGUGGUCUUCACUUUUAUAGAAGAAUUCUGUGUGUCAGUAUUUUAGAUCUCUUUCGACAAAAAAAGCAGCAAAAUUAAUGGAGUGCCUUACGUAUUUAAUAUGAUAUGAAAUUAGGAUGGAUGAAUUUUAUUCUAGCAUAAUUCGAUGAAACACCAUAAAAUAAUAGCGUAUUAAAACUUCUUUUGAACCGAGUAUUUCAUUAAUAGUAGAUAAUGUAAUAGACUAAUAAAAGUUGUUUAAUAAUAAUUACACUUAAAAUAUUAUAAAAUUACCAACGUACCUAUAAAUAUUAUACAUUAAAUACACCUAAAUUUAUCAUGAUGUGCACUAACACAGAGAUGUGGAAUGAAUUACUUUGUUAUGUUGUAGAUUAAUGUUUUUAAGAUACAUAUUUCAUGACGUUCGUCUUUUGAAGUUACGUUGAGGUAGUGUAGUUUUUAAGUAUCUAGUCAUUGGAAUUCCAUCUUCUUCCUGAAUCUUAUUAUUAUUUAUUUACACCUAUGAAUAUUUAAGUAUUGUAAACAUUUGCAGAUAGAGCCACUACAUCUGCAGUGUACUGGUUAGAUUAUUAUUAAUUUACAGAUCCAAUAAAUAAUUUUAUAAUCGAUGGAAUCCUCUUUUCUAUAGUUAAGGAAUACUUGGUUAUUAUGAUAAUAAGAUAAAAGUAGUCUGUGCCACAUAAUAUGUAUAUACGAUAUACAUUUCCGUAGAUAGUCCUAUUGUUAUUUGUUUUAAGUAUUAGGGACAUAAUUUUACUGUAGAAAUAUGUAAAGACCGUAAAUUAAAAUUAUAAUAUAUAUUUAGGUGUUCCACGAAUAGAGCUUCCCGAUUAUCCCACAACUUUGUCUACCAUUGCAGUUAAUUAUAUUUGUACUUGGGUCUUUAUUAUUGUGAUAUAUUAAUUUCAUUCACAAACUUGACAAAACUCUUUUUUUAAUAAUAAUCUAUAUAAUUAUGUAUGUGGUUCCAAGUAGGUACCUAUUUGGAUUAAUACAACAGUAAAUUUAUUUUAUUUAAAUGUAAUGAUAAUAUUACAGGUAUUUUCGUUUAAUUAUUUCUAAUAAAAAUAUUGAUUAGUAAUUUGGUGGAAGGUUAUUUAGUAUAAUUACUUAAUAUAAUUACAGCUGCAAUCUUUGAAAACUUUAUAAAAUCUGUGCAUGGAUCGGGGAUUAGAAAGAUGAAAAAUUAAACUAGAAUCCAUUUCCUCAUUUCAUCGUACCGAGUAUACCCAUACCAUGAAAAAAAAUGGCAAAUUGAAAAUUUCGAUCGCUUUUUAACAUCACUACGCUUGAUGUAGACGCCAUAUAAGAUACUGUAAUCAAAGUAACGACUUGUGAUCCUACCUUCCAGAAAAUAUUUUGCAGAAAUUAAGGUGUGUUGUAUUCGUGUAUACUUGUGUCUCUAUAAAAAAACGUUUUAACAGACGAGAAACUUAAAAAAAAUUUGAGAGAAAUUAACUUUUCUUUAUAAAAAAAAAACAACGGUGUAAUAUUUUUUUAUUGUUAUAAUUAAAUUUAUUUGGAAUCGUUACAAUAAAAAAUAUACUUAACUUAUAUUUUUGUUAAACAAUUAGGCCAACAAAAUUUAGAUACUUAGAUAAAUUUGUUGAGACAGCAAAGUACUGAACAAAAAUAUAAAAAAGAUUAUUAUAUACUUAUCUAGUUAUAAUUAUUAUUAAUCUUGUAAAUAAUUAAUUAUAUUUUGAACGUUUCACUCAUAUCAAUCAAUCUAGAUCAACUGUUUUAUUAGCAAAUUGUAAGGUUUUGAAUCCCGAAACACUGAAAUGUUUGAUUUAUGGACGUCGAUGUACGAUUUAAUAAACACAUUUUACUGAGAAUUGUUAUUAUUUUUAUAUUACCUAUGCAAAUA
Messenger RNA from Galleria mellonella (greater wax moth), 4771 nucleotides. RefSeq lists its product as uncharacterized. The coding region runs from base 230 to 1180 and encodes 316 amino acids. NCBI's taxonomy places the organism in Eukaryota, Metazoa, Arthropoda, Insecta, Lepidoptera, Pyralidae. The record is from RefSeq and is a predicted model, not a curated record. The transcript is spliced from 5 exons.